GCCAGCUCAACCUGUUUGUGUUUUUGUUUUGUUUUUUCCCAGUUCUUCGUUGCAGGAAGGUUUCAUUUCAUUUCUCACAGUCUUCCUCAACAUAAAGAGGAAAGAAGGUAACUUUUUUAACGGGAUAGAUAUCAUUUAUCAUUUGUACCUCGUGACUUUUGAAUAUAUUUUUGAAGUGGUAUAGUUAUCAAUUAAGAGGCCUUCUACAGGAAAACAUCCAUUCAUAUUCAGGUUGAAAGGAAAAUAGACCGAGUAUGAGGAAGAACAUUUUCCUGUUGCUGUUGCCCUUGAUUCACAUUAUCACACCCUUAUCAGCCCAAAAUACAACCACAACAUCUACUACAAACACAUCAGCAGAGAUCUUCAUACGACCAGUGGAUGUCUCAGUGUUUGUGGGGGACCCCGCCACGUUCAUUUGUGCUGUUCCUGAAACGUCUCCCAUUGUCACAUUCGCCUUGUUUGGAGACCAUGGCAAUUACAGCCUCACCUGCCCUGGUGAACGUGUAGAAGAUAUUCCUCAGGAUAUUUAUGGAAGGUGUUAUAAAGAAAAAGGACUGUCACUGGCUGUGUGGAAUAUCAAAGGAACCUCUAAUUCAGACAAUCACACAAAAGUUGUUUGUCAGUUGCCAAAUGGCGGUGACUCUUCCACUGCCAUCCUAUAUGUUCAUGACAAUGGCAGGAACUUGGCCAUCCUCGUUGGUUGUGUCAUUGGUGCCUUCUUUGGUUCCCUCCUGGUGUUUGCUCUGUUGUUUUUACUUUUGCAGAGAUCUGAAGCCUUCCAGAAAUGUUUCAGCGGCAGGGGAAGAGAUGAUGAUGCAUUCACAAUUAUAUCAAAGGAUUUUACCAAGCAGCAGGAUUAAUGAUGAAAAAAAAAAUCAUAUCUUGCAAACAAACAGAUGAUGUAUCAGAAUUAAAAUUGAUAUGCUGUUAAUGCAAAUAUGAACAGUAAAAAAAAAAACUGAAAAAGAAAACAUCACAGUAAACCUUCCAAAAACUGUGACGGCAAAAAAACUGUGUGAUGAAACAAUAAUUCAAACCACAUACCAGUGCAAUCAGAUUAAAUGAUUUACGAAUAUGACAUGGAAGUGAUGAGGAAUGAUCAAAGGGUUGAUUUUAGAGAGACAUUAAAUCAGUGGUGUCAAACUCAUUUUUGUAUAUAGGCCAAAUUCACGUCGAAAGGAGCUUAAUUAGGGUGGAGCAGUAUAUUUUUGGUCAAAUAACAGCAAUUCAUAGCAUUCAAAUAACAAAAAUUCGUACAAUAUUCACGUUGCAAUUUUAACAAUACGAUGAAUCUGUGUUUUUAUUUAUAUACAAUGGUAUGAAAAA
Molecule: messenger RNA, 1326 nt
Organism: Corythoichthys intestinalis (scribbled pipefish)
Lineage: Eukaryota; Metazoa; Chordata; Actinopteri; Syngnathiformes; Syngnathidae
Exons: 6
Coding region: 255-860 (201 amino acids)
Source: RefSeq, a predicted model, not a curated record